UUUUGGAAAUCCAAAGUAAGGCUGGGUGAUAUAAUGGCCACGUGAGAAAUAUAUAUCUAUUUAUUUUCAAGCAAGAUAUAAAAUUAGACAGUUUAUAUCGAUAUAGGGUCACGUUUUGUCAAAUAAUGCACCCCGGUGUGCACCUGUCCUCACAGCUCCGCCCCCUCACUCAUUCAUUUCUCCAUCAACACUCACAGAGCUGCUCCUCUGUUAAAUCUGUCUGUUCAUUAGUCUACAGUCAAUGUACAGCUCUGCUAUUUAUUUUAUAUCAUUUUUUAUUUCCAAGUUGUGCAGCUGUUUAUUUUCAAACAGGAAAAAAAUCCAUGUCUUUGCACCUUAUUUUGAUCAGUCUGUUUUUAUAAAAGUGCUUGUGACGUCUCAAAUGUGGCUCUGACUUGCAGCUGAAAACAUGGAGUUCAUUUUGUACUAAAUUGUGAGAUAUAUAUGGUGUAUCGUCGUUCAGCCUGAAAAUACAGAGAUAUGAAUUUUUGUCCAUAUCUCCCAGCUCUAAUCCAAAGACAGUGUUACAUGAAGCCACGAUGUCAGGCACUUACAAACAGGACCUUCACUGAAAACUGUCCCUGUCAGUGCAUUUAAAGAGGUUUCAUCAGUUCCCACAUUGUGAGGUCAUCAGUUCAUAUAUUCUGCUUUCAGGAAGAAGCAUGUCUUUAUCGAAGUAUUUCAAAGGUCACAAAUAGAAAAAUAACGUCAAACAUAUGUAUAGGAAAAUAAGUCUGUUGCACUGAGACAAUAUACAGCUGUCACUUUCAUAUGAGAAGCAGCUGAGGUUUGGUGGCCUAUAUUUCAACUAAAGCUCUACUGAGCUGUAAUGAAUCAUAGCGAUGUACCUGUAUGCAAAACAAGUGGGUUUUUUUUUCUGUUGAGAGGAAAUUUCAUGCAGGGUUAGAGGAAAAGGAUGAAAUGCUAUGAAGACAGGAGGGAAAACCCAGAAGCUACUCAGAAGGUUAGUGUGAGUAACAAGCAGCUGUCUUUAAGCAUCAGCUCUCAGCCUGACGAGGACAAUGACAGCGGCAGGUUGGGUUGUCUUGAUGGCUGCUCUGAUGUCUCUGGGAUUUACUGUGGGACACAACCACAGUGGGGAGACAGACACCUACCAUGUAAGCGUUGGCCGCCUCUUUUUGCUGAGGUGCCUCUUCGCUGAUGCUCACACUAAUGUGACCUGGAGCAGAGAGGGGAGGCACGAUCAGACCCUGCCCACCGGAGUGGAAGUCAGGGAUGGGUUACUGUGGUUUCUACCUGUGCAGGUGUCUCAUAAUGGAUCCUACACCUGUGAGAAAAGGGGCACGACCGGAUUAUCGAGGAUGACGUUUGGGGUGUCAGUGUCCAAUAAAGAGUGUCCUGAUGCACCUGAAACCAUAUCCAUCAUUCGGGGAGUCAAUGAGGGUCUUCCUUGCAAACAGAAAGAGAUCUUCAGACUGAAAAACACAAGGAAAAUACGAUGGAUGAAGGAGUGCCACCCAGUGGAGGGGCAGAGGAAGAGGGUCUCUGUGGAUGAGAACGGUUUAAUGAGACUGUCUGCAGCCUCAGAGCAGGAUGCUGGGAUGUACACCUGCCUGGUGGACAUUAACUUGGACGGAAAGAUGUACACAGCUGCACGCAGCAUACAGCUGAAUAUUAAAAAUAAUACAUUUAUUGCAAAGCCUGAGGUGAUGUUCCCUAAAGGGAAAGUGGUCGUGGUUGAAGAGGAUACGAGAGUGCAGCUGGAGUGUUUAGCCUACGUAGGCUACAGUGAGGACAAUGAGACUUUCAUGUAUUGGACUGUUGAUGGGGCUGACACUGAGGAUUACGAGGAACUCAGCGAGUCUUGGAACUAUACUCGUGUCAGCGGCAAGGUGUUUGGUCGGUCCACUUUGUCCAUCUCUAAAGUUCGUCGCCAGUUCCUGAAUGUCCCCAUUUCUUGUUAUGUAUCAAACUUAGUUGGACAUAAAGUCGGCGUGAUGUGGCUUCAGGAAGCUGAUCGCAGUGCUCUCUACACCAGCUUGGCUCUCUGCCUCGCUGCCUCCCUGGCUGUCCUGGCUGUGAUGGCUGCCUUCCUCUUCUUUAAAGUCGACCUGGUUUUGGCUUACAGGAAACUGUUGAGACAUUUUUCCAAACAACAAGCUCCAGAUGGGAAGCUCUAUGAUGCCUAUGUGAGCUUUCUCCAUCCUGACAGUCUGAGUUCAGCUGAGACAGCAAUGUUGGCCCUGCAGAUCCUGCCUGAGGAGCUGGAGAAAAAACAUGGCUACUCCCUGUACAUCAGAGGACGGGACGACUGCCCUGGAGAAGCGGUGCAUGACGUCAUUGCUGCUACAGUGCGCCAGUGCCGCAGACUGAUAAUCAUCCUAUCACCUGAGAUAAAGUCGUCAGCUGAUGGCAAAUCAGAGGAAGAGCCCUUGUAUGAGAAUCAAAAUCAGUUGUGCUACGAGCAGAAAGUUGGGCUGCAUGAUGCUUUGAUCCAGAAUGAACCUCAAGUGAUUCUGGUGGAAAUGGGAGAUAGCAAGGUGGAUUACAGCUGUCUGUCUGAGUCUCUGCGAUAUAUCAGGAGGAAACAAGGAGCUCUUACGUGGAAGAAACCCUCUGUUGAAAGUCACAAACUAUCCAGAGUGAGCUCAAACAGAAAAUUCUGGAAGAAUCUGAGGUACCACAUGCCGUCAGUUCCUGCAGGCACACUCCAGACCUUUGUCUAAACCAAGUUUCACAGAUGGGAUGUAAUGGAGAUAUUUUUUAACUUCAGGACAUUCAGACAUGUUUCCUGUAAAUAUACUUGUUGAUAUUCUUGAUUAUCUUUUUCAGAUCUAUUAUCACCUGACUAAUGUGACAUUAUGUUAACUGUGGACAAACCAGACUGGCUGUCUUGCUCAGUGGCAGUUUGCACAGUGAAUUUCAGACUUUGUGCAGUCAGGUGGUUCUGACUUCAGACAAACAGAUUUGUUCCUGAUACAGAACAGGAAUACACAAUUUCAUAGAGUAUGUCUUUGCACCUGGGUGAGAUGAGUCAAACUGCAGGUAUUUGGCCACACCCAUUUUUGUGAUGUAUUGUCACGGAUCCGAUUGUGUGCUGUGAGUGGCUACAACGCAUCACGUUUACAUGUUGAGGGUGGACCAGUUAGGAGUUGCACAAAGAGGUAAUCGUUAGGGCAAGUACAAUAUAAUGUGACGUAGGUGUGUGCAUCUGCUGUGAUGCUACACAUAGGUGGUGUAAAGAGUAUACUGCUUUGCUGAUAAUCAGAACCUGAUGCGUAGAGGACAUAUGCAUGUAGUUAUGGUGAGGAUUGAUACUGAUGAAGAUUAGCAAAGUUUUAGCUACCUUUUCCUCUGUCAUUCAGUCAGUGUUUCAGUCCUAUAUUGAACUUGUAGGAAGUUAUUAGAGUUCAGGAUUGUUCUGUAUGUGUUUAUUACAUGAUAAUUGUCUGAAUGUUAACCGAGAGAUAGUGUCCAUUUUGUGAUGAUAAUGUGUGGGUAUGAGAAGUUGUAGUUUUCACAUUGUCUCUAAAGAUGGGAAGGGUCACAUCUAUUAUGAGGAUAUCAAAUACCUUAAAUGUGAUAAUAUUGGUUUGUAAAUAAUGUACUUUUUGCAUGUUAAAAGUAGAAGAUGGUCAAAGUUAAAUGUGUUUUGUCAUAUGAAUGUUGUGUAUUUCACGGUGAUGUGUGUAUUGACUUUAAUGUGUACAUGGAAAUGUUUAUGAGAAUGAAGUCAAAAUCUUUGAACAGGAAUUGUCUGUAACUUGAUAAGUUAUGAAUUGAUGUAUUUAUUGUUGUGCUUGUGUAAUAUUGUGAAGAAAACAUAGAUAUUAAAUGAAAUGAAUUGAAAGUGUGAGGGUUGCAUACAAAGAACAUAAUUAGGGUUAAUGGGAUGACUGCCAUCCUUGAAUCCCUGGUU
Molecule: messenger RNA, 3880 nt
Organism: Epinephelus moara (kelp grouper)
Lineage: Eukaryota; Metazoa; Chordata; Actinopteri; Perciformes; Serranidae
Product: interleukin-1 receptor-like 1
Exons: 12
Coding region: 1023-2687 (554 amino acids)
Biological process (GO): signal transduction
Source: RefSeq, a predicted model, not a curated record